Messenger RNA from Vitrella brassicaformis, 1679 nucleotides. Lineage: Eukaryota; Vitrellaceae. The record is from the annotation of a GenBank genome assembly.
GAAAAAGAAACGAGCGACAGAAGAAGAGAGAACGUCCAACGUGCGGAACGAGAACGGCAUGGCAUCAUCGCCACCUCCCCCAUCUCCCCUCGACGGCGGGAUCUACACCGAAUACCACCAAGCCCCACCAUCGGGUGGUCAGGAGUCCCCCCGCAUCCGUGAGCUGGAGGCCCGCAACAACGUGCUGCAGCAGACCAUCGCCUACCUCGAACAAGCACUCGCGAAGUCCGAGUCAUCCGUGGAAGAAACCAUCAGUCGCCUUCAAAAAACACAGGUGUGAGAAACACACAGAGGGGGUGACGCAAUUCUCAUGUGUUUGGUCGGCCCACGCACAGGAAGAACUCCAGAGCCCAUCGGCGUUGCCCGCUCUGCCAACCAUCAACGAAGACGAGCACGCCCGAACUGCUGAAGGCGACAGAGGAAGAGGGCCCUUGCCGACCCUCCAACUUGCUACAGACGGGCUCCUGGCGCACAUCCGUGAUCUCCAGCGGGCCCUCGAGAGCUCUGAGAGCAUCUGUGAAAGCCAGGCGGCCACCAUAUAUCAGCUGCGGCAGGAAAACACCAUGCUACGCAACCGUCGAAGUACACAAGUGCGCAAAGAGGAAGGCAGGAGAUAAGAUGAGGAGGCAUGGCGAUAUUCAUUACAUUGUCUUCUGGUCUGCGUGGGCAGGAGGGAUCAGGUCCCGUCGGCCAGCUGGGACCAAGAGAGGAGGGCGAUAAUGCUAUGUCAGCUGAGAGAGCGGGCCGGUCAUUGGAGCGUAGGCGCUCCUCUCGUCGCCUGCCGAUGGCCAAAGAGAUGGGCGUCCUGCAGUCCCCCCUGGACGAGUCCCCAGCGCCAUCAUCUCGGCAUGCCAUCGCCACACACACAGCACAGCCCCCUCAGCCAGCUUUCACGAUUCCGCGAGAUUCCUACCAUACGGUGACGCCACCCGUCACCAGGACCGUCAUGCCGCCCGCACAGCCGAUGAGCGCGGCGCCAACGCAGACACAGGUGGGACAGGCAAGGAUGAGAACGACAUGUCUUUUGCUGUUUGUCUCACUCUGCGAGUCAUGCAGGCCGUGUCUCGCAUCAUCCUAUUGCCGCGGCCGAUGCUGGCUCGGUCAGCUCUGAUGCCCCGAUAUGCCGUCCGCCAGCAGGGCGACCGUCCCGCUGUUUUUGUUGCGCGAAGCAACAUUCAUCCAGUGCAGCGACUGGCCAACUGGCCGCCCACCGUCAUCCAUCCAAAUCACAGAGCACUCAUCGACCAGUGCAGCAAUCCGAGGGGGCCAAUGCAGCGACUGAUGCGAAGAGCACCCGGUGAGCUUAAGGAGGAUAAAGAGGAUAAAUAUGGCCGUGGUUGUGCUCGUUUGUGUGUUGCUGUUUUUUCCCAGGGAACAAAAAGAGCUGCUGAAGACAUUCAUUGGGUCAGGGACGGCUGCUCGUCCUGUUCACUCUUGAGUGCGCCACCCAGGACGUCAGGCGACACCUUGGAUGUGACACAAGCGGCGAGCAUGAGGCCAGCCAAAGGGGGGAGGGAGAGGGAGCGAGAGGGCGAGGGCGAGGUCAGCAUCCUUCCUAUGGCAAUAAGGAAGACAUCAGUGGAGAGGCGUCUGGACCAGCAGAGAGGAUCCUCAGAGGAUCUCCUUUGUUUACUGCUGACUUACUGAGGAGUAAGCCACUGCUUAACGCUAGGUUUGCG